AUGCAGGAUUCGAAACCCAACCCCGAGGCACGGCUGCAGCUCGCGGCGCGCCAGGAGCCGGGCGCGCGGAACCGGGACCCCACGUGGGACUCGCUCGAGGACCCCGCGCAGCUGCCCCGCCGAGUCCUGCCGCAGCCGCCCUUCCGGGUCCGGAACGGCUCGGAGCCACGCGGGCCCACCCCAGGGAGUGCCCGGUGCAGCGGGGAGGCGCGACGCCGGCCACUGUCCACCGCCCGCAGCAUCGCGGUGUUGGAGCUCAUCUGCGACGUGCACAACCCGGGCCAGGACCUGGUGAUCCACCGUACCUCGGUGCCCGCCCCUCUCCACAGCUGCCUGCUCAAAGUUGGCUCAAAAACAGAAGUUGCUGAGUGCAAGGAGAAAUUUGCCACCUCCAAGGACCCCACGGUCAGUCAGACUUUCAUGUUGGAUAGGGUGUUCAACCCCGAGGGGAAAGCAUUGCCACCGAUGAGAGGAUUCAAAUACACCAGCUGGUCCCCCAUGGGUUGUGAUGCCAAUGGCAGGUGCCUCUUGGCAGCACUGACUAUGGACAAUCGCUUGACCAUCCAGGCUAACCUCAACAGACUCCAGUGGGUCCAGCUGGUCGAUCUGACUGAAAUCUAUGGAGAACGUCUUUAUGAGACCAGUUACAGGCUCUCUAAAAAUGAGGCCCCAGAAGGAAAUCUCGGAGAUUUUGCUGAGUUUCAAAGGAGACAUAGCAUGCAGACCCCGGUCAGGAUGGAGUGGUCGGGCAUUUGUACCACUCAACAAGUCAAGCAUAACAACGAAUGCCGGGACGUUGGCAGUGUGCUCCUGGCCGUCCUCUUUGAAAACGGGAAUAUCGCCGUGUGGCAAUUUCAGCUACCAUUUGUAGGAAAGGAAUCCAUCUCUUCGUGCAACACAAUUGAGUCAGGAAUCAACUCUCCUAGUGUUUUGUUUUGGUGGGAAUAUGAGCACAAUAAUCGGAAGAUGAGUGGCCUUAUUGUAGGGAGUGCAUUUGGACCUGUAAAAAUUCUACCUGUCAAUCUCAAAGCAGUCAAAGGCUAUUUCACUUUACGGCAGCCUGUUGUCUUGUGGAAGGAAAUGGACCAGUUGCCUGUGCACAGCAUCAAGUGUGUACCACUUUAUCAUCCUUACCAGAAGUGUAGUUGUAGCUUAGUAGUGGCUGCAAGAGGCUCUUAUGUGUUUUGGUGUCUUCUUCUGAUCUCCAAGGCAGGGCUGAAUGUUCACAAUUCCCAUGUCACAGGCCUUCACUCACUGCCAAUUGUCUCCAUGACUGCAGACAAACAGAAUGGAACAGUAUAUACUUGCUCCAGUGAUGGGAAGGUGAGGCAGUUGAUUCAUUUCACAGAUGUUGCAUUAAAGUUUGAACACCAGUUGAUUAAGCUAUCAGAUGUGUUUGGCUCGGUGAGGACUCACGGGAUAGCAGUGAGUCCCUGCGGGGCGUAUCUAGCCAUCAUUACAACUGAGGGCAUGGUCAAUGGCCUCCACCCUGUUAACAAGAACUACCAGGUCCAGUUUGUUACUCUCAAAACCUUUGAAGAGGCAGCUGCUCAGCUCCUGGAAUCGUCAGUUCAAAAUCUUUUUAAGCAGGUAGAUUUAAUAGACCUAGUACGCUGGAAGAUUUUAAAAGAUAAACAUAUCCCUCAGUUUUUACAUGAAGCCUUAGAAAAAAAGAUUGAAAGCAGCGGGGUCACCUAUUUUUGGCGUUUCAAGCUUUUCCUCCUGAGGAUUUUGUAUCAGUCAAUGCAGAAAACCCCUUCAGAAGCCUUGUGGAAACCUGCCCAUGAGGACUCAAAAAUCUUCCUGGUUGACUCGCCUGAGCGAGGCAAUGCCGAGGAUGAGCAACACGAAGAAGGAACUUCUUCCAAACAGGUGACUAAGCAAGGCCUGCCGGAGAGGAGCCGGAGCAGCGAGGUAGAGGAGCCCGCUGAUGACCCCCAGGCUGGGGAUGCCGGAGGCCGCGAGCCCGUGGAAGAGAAACUCCUGGAAAUCCAAGGGAAAAUUGAAGCCGUGGAGAUGCACUUGACCAGGGAACACAUGAAGCGAGUCUUGGGAGAAGUCUAUCUGCACACGUGGAUCACAGAAAACACCAGCAUCCCGACCAGAGGACUCUGUAACUUCUUAAUGUCUGAUGAAGAAUAUGAUGACAGAACAGCACGGGUGCUGAUUGGACAUAUCUCAAAGAAGAUGAACAAGCAAACUUUCCCUGAGCACUGUAGUUUAUGCAAAGAGAUCUUGCCAUUCACAGAUCGCAAACAGGCAGUCUGUUCCAAUGGCCACAUUUGGCUCCGGUGCUUUUUAACCUACCAGUCCUGCCAGAGUUUGAUAUACAGACGGUGUUUGCUCCAUGACAGCAUUGCCCGGCAUCCAGCUCCAGAAGAUCCUGACUGGAUUAAGAGGUUACUGCAAAGCCCCUGUCCUUUCUGUGAUUCUCCUGUCUUCUAAAUCUCGGUGGUGGGAAGAUGGAAUGGCAUGAACUCUACUACAGAAAAUACCCUAGCCUAAAGUAGGGAUGUGCUGGAGGAAACCUGGUCCUCCCUGAUGGUAAAGAGGGCCCUGGAAGUUCACUUCUGAAGGGCACUCUGCAUCUCCAGGGACUAAAGGAUACCUUUUAAAUGAGUAAAUGCAGAGAGUUUGCCUCGUUCUGAAAUGAGUAUUAGCCCCAGCUCAUACUCAACGAAGAACACUUAUUUUUCAAGUGUCUUAACUGAAGCAAUUUGAACAAAAUAGUCUGUCAUGUCUAGGAACAGAAUGGUCUCUUCUGGAGAGUUUUGAUAAGGAGCUUGCUGAAGUGAGUUAGGUUUUAUUCCUUCUUUGGUCAGGAACUGCCCAUGGCUCCAGAGAACUUAAAUUGCCUAGUAUAUGGCAUUUGAUAUCCCAACAUAUUAAAAAUGUAAAAAUUUCUAAAAAGGUGUAGGCUGUUGUUUUCUUUUCAGAAAAUAACCUCAGAUCUGUAUCCCAUCCAUUCUUGUUUUUCAUGAUUUUGGAAAAUGUUUUCCUAAAACUCUUUAUAUUUUUUAAGAAGUUGAAGCCAAGACUAAAGUUUAGUGUGUCAAAUGACCAGGUGACUAUUAUAAGUUAAUAAUUGUAAACGACUUGUUUUUCUAUUU
Molecule: messenger RNA, 3110 nt
Organism: Carlito syrichta (Philippine tarsier)
Lineage: Eukaryota; Metazoa; Chordata; Mammalia; Primates; Tarsiidae
Gene: GTF3C4
Product: general transcription factor IIIC subunit 4
Biological process (GO): transcription initiation at RNA polymerase III promoter
Cellular component (GO): transcription factor TFIIIC complex
Molecular function (GO): histone acetyltransferase activity; protein binding
Source: RefSeq, a predicted model, not a curated record